AUGCCUCAAGCAGUUUCUUUGCCCACCUGGGCUGCCCUAGAAGAGCACUACAAGACCGUCGGCAAGACCUUCGUCUUAAAGGAAGCCUUCGCCGCUGAUCCAUCCCGUUUCGAAAAACUUAGCAAGACCUUCCGCAACAACGGCACAGAUAUCCUAUUUGAUUUCAGCAAGAACCUCGUCACCGAAGAGACGAUUAACCUACUAGUAAAGCUCGCAGAGGAUGCUGGCGUCGAGAAGAAACGCGAUGCUAUGUUUGCGGGUGAGAAGAUCAACUUCACCGAGAAACGAGCUGUUUACCACCCGGCAUUGCGGAACGUGAGCGGCUGGGAAAUGAAGGUGGACGGACAAGAUGUCAUGGGCGGCGUAAACGCCGUCUUGCAGCACAUGAAGGUAUUCUCCGAGCAGGUCAGGAGCGGAGAGUGGAAGGGAUUCACUGGAAAGAAGCUAACUAAUAUCAUCAACAUCGGCAUUGGUGGUUCUGACCUGGGACCUGUUAUGGUUACCGAAGCUCUAAAGCACUAUGGUGCUAAGGACAUGACGUUGCACUUUGUUUCCAACAUCGACGGCACUCACAUUGCGGAAGCCCUUGCUAAGUCCGACCCCGAGACGACUCUCUUCCUUAUCGCCUCCAAGACUUUUACCACUGCUGAGACUAUCACGAACGCGAAUACCGCAAAAUCGUGGUUCUUCGAAAAGACCGGCGGCAAGGGCGAAAUUGCCAAGCACUUCGUUGCCCUAUCUACCAACGAGGCUGAAGUCACCAAAUUCGGUAUCGACAGCAAGAACAUGUUUGGCUUUGCGGACUGGGUCGGUGGCCGAUAUUCUGUCUGGAGCGCCAUCGGCCUUAGCGUCGUCCUAUAUGUUGGCUACGACAACUUCUACAAGUUCUUGUCUGGCGCGCACGCAAUGGACAAACACUUCCGUGAAACUCCUCUUAAGGACAACAUUCCCGUUCUCGCUGGUCUAUUGAGCGUUUGGUACAGCGACUUCUUUGCUGCACAAACACAUCUGGUUGCUCCCUUUGACCAAUACUUGCACCGCUUCCCUGCCUACCUACAGCAACUUUUUAUGGAAUCAAACGGUAAGACCAUCACCUCGGAUGGCUCGCCUGCCAAGUAUACCACUGGUGCCGUCAUCUUCGGUGAACCUUGCACCAACGCCCAACACUCAUUUUUCCAACUCCUCCACCAAGGUACCAAGUUGAUUCCCACCGAUUUCAUUCUCGCUGCCAAGUCCCACAACCCCGUCUCCAACAACCUGCACCAUAAGAUGCUGGCAUCCAACUACUUUGCGCAGGCUGAGGCUCUCAUGAUCGGUAAGACACCCGAGCAGGUCAAGAGCGAAGGUACACCUGAUGAGCUUGUACCUCAUAAGGUCUUCCUGGGCAACCGGCCCACUACCAGCAUCUUGGUAGGCGGCGUAAUUGGACCUGAAGAAUUAGGUGCUCUCAUUGCCUAUUAUGAGCACGUAACCUUCACCGAGGGAGCAGUCUGGGAUAUCAACUCCUUCGACCAGUGGGGUGUCGAGCUAGGCAAGGUUCUUGCCACCAAGAUUCUUAAGGAGCUAGAUGAGCCUGGCAAUGGCGAAGGCCAUGAUGUUAGCACGGGUAGCCUCAUUGGCGCGUUCAAGAAAUUUGCAAGCUCUUGA
This is a messenger RNA of Daldinia vernicosa, 1647 nucleotides long. Its product is annotated as glucose-6-phosphate isomerase. Gene Ontology annotation, biological process: glucose 6-phosphate metabolic process; glycolytic process; gluconeogenesis. The transcript has 3 exons. NCBI's taxonomy places the organism in Eukaryota, Fungi, Ascomycota, Sordariomycetes, Xylariales, Hypoxylaceae. Gene Ontology annotation, molecular function: monosaccharide binding; carbohydrate derivative binding; glucose-6-phosphate isomerase activity. The record is from RefSeq and is a predicted model, not a curated record. Gene Ontology annotation, cellular component: cytosol. Bases 1 to 1647 code for a protein of 548 amino acids.